Molecule: messenger RNA, 816 nt
Organism: Gongylonema pulchrum
Lineage: Eukaryota; Metazoa; Nematoda; Chromadorea; Rhabditida; Gongylonematidae
Source: the annotation of a GenBank genome assembly
AUGAAGCAUUCGGUAGCGAAAUGUGACAAGAAACGAAAGAGGGAAGUAGCAGCCGAAAUAACUAAGUUGGAAGAGGAGAUGAAAAAUCGUCAUGAAAAGGAGCUGGCUGAGCUGCAGUCAUUUUCACCAUCGAAGAAUGUUGAGGAGUCCGCUGGUGCAGAGAAUCAAAGUCCAGAACAAGAAACGAAGCCUCAGCGCGUUUCGAAAGCGCAAAAAAGACGAGAAAAAAAGGCGGAAUUGAAUAGGAAGCUUGAAGAAGCUGCAGAAGCGGACAAAACGAAUGCUAAAAGUACACGAAGAAAAUUAGAAAUGGAUGCAAUAGAACGGAUUCUUUCGGAACGAGGACUUGUGAUACACGAAAUCCCACCGGACGGUGACUGCCUCUACAGUUCACUUGCUCAUCAGCUUUCGAUUGUUUCUGAAAUCAAGGUUAAAAGCAGUGAUCUGCGUCAACAAGCAGCUGCAUACAUUCGAUCUCACAAGGAGUCUUUUCGGCCGUUCUUGCUGAAUGAUAGUUGCGAAGAAAUGAAUGACACUGAAUUUGAUGCAUACUGCACGGGUGUUGAAAAAAGCUGCACAGAUGGGGGCGAAUGGGGUGGCGCACCCGAGCUUCGAGCAAUAGCUUGUAAUUUGGAGAGACGUAUCGAGGUUGUGCAGCCAACCGAACAAUACCCAAAUAGCAUUUUGACAUUUGGUGAAGAAUUCGAAAAAACAGAACCUCUGGUUAUCACAUUCCAUCGAUAUGCAUACGAACUGGGCGAGCACUACAAUUCAACAGCACCUUUACAAUCCGUCGACGAUUCAUCAUCAUUGUGA